UGAUAAACAGAAAAUAAUUAUUUAUUAAGGAGACUAACUGUGAACAGAAAUACAUUUUAUAUUUCCUAAUAAGAUUUAUACAUAACUACAAUGAUCUAUUUGGAUGGAAUAAAAGAAAAGAAUUUGACUUGAAAUUUAAUACUUUAAUUAACAAUAAUAACCAAUUCAUUGUCAUGUAACAACGAAUAUUUUAAUAGUUUUACUCUAAAAUUUAUUAUAUUUAAUACAGUUUAAGGCAGGUAUGUAAAUUCACUUGUAAACAGUACAAAUGAAAUAAUCACAUCUAACUCUCACUCUUUUUAUCUAUCUUUCAGAGUAAAUAAAUAAUCACUGAUCUAAACAACUAAAUAAACAAAUAAAAAUAUUCCAUGAAGUUAUUCGACAACUCAAGAAUUUGCUGUUAUCUCAUUUUUGUAAAAUAAACACAAAUAAAUAAUGAUUUAUAGCCAAAUGAAAUAAACAAUAACUGACUUUGUCUAAACGUUUCAUUGUUUACAUAUAUAUGAUACUAAAUCCUUUUGUAAGGGUUAUUUACACUAGUGACUAAUUCACUAUCGAAAUAAUAAUAUCAAUGGUUGUGGGAAAAUUAAGCAUAAGGAAUAUAAUUUAACAAACCAAAAGGAUUGGAAGAUGAGGAGUAAAGAACAAUAUCAUGAUUAAAGAUGUAUACAUUCCAAAUGAAACAGAUUACAAACCACACCUUUUAAAGUCUUUAAUCAUAGAUUACGACUAUGCCAAUUACUCUAACCAAAAAGCUUGUACAUAAUAACAUGGCUUAGAUCAACGGUUGAUAAAUUCAUGAGCUGUUAUCACGUUACGAUUAGCUUUUUAGUCAUUACAGUACUCACAAAAUCCACAAUAUAGUGGGAUUCCAGAUAACUGGGUUUUACAUUAAAAUAAACAUUUUUGUCUAGCAUAAUCUAUAAGUAGUUGAAAAAUUCAACAAAUACUUUUUUUCACAUAAAACGUUUGCUUAUCCAAAAUAUUUGUGUUUUUCUCAUCUUUCCCAAUAGUUUCGUUGUUGUUGUUGUUGUUACCGCCUCUGUUACUGAUGUUGAAGGUGGUAGUCAGAAAAAUGUACAGAAAAAAUUGUUACAAAAAGAAAUCAAUAUGGAAUAAUGGGAAAAAAAAUUGAAACCGAAAACAAAACAGACUGGAAUUUAUGAUUUUUAUUUGAUCGGAUUCGAAAAGAAGAAUAAAAUAGAAUAAGGAUUUAGUUACCACAAAAAGAAAAGUAUAUAGAUUAGAAUAUUCCUAGAAAGAUUAAUGAUAAACUAUCUUUUAAUGUAAUAUCAAUACUUAUUAAAAAUUAAAGCCGUCAACUUUAAAUCUAGGCUUUAAUAAAAUUUUCUGCAAAUUUAGUCGUAUUCUUUGUGCGCAUACAUAUAUUACUCAGUCGUUAUUUAAAAAUAUGUUCGGUACUAAUAAUUAAUGUACUUCUGUUCAAAUUAAUGCUGUUUCUUAUCCUAUUCUCCCACUCAUGGAUUCAUAUAAAACGGAGUUUCAGUAAAGGUUUAUCCUAUAGUAGUCUAUUAAUUACUAAAAAUGUGAUAUUUCAGUAAUAUAGUACAAACUAGACAGGGGUUGUUAGGAUUAUUAAUAAGAAGUAUUGCAAAAUUAUGAAAAACGAAAAGUUAUUCCAUUGAAAUAAUAUUUCUGUACGUUUGUUCUAAAAUUAUACCCUGAAUUUAUUUUUCAGUUCAUUGAUUAAGCUGAUGAAUUGACAUUCAACUUAUUUUAUCCACGAUUAUUCAAUCUUUUGUUGUAAUACUAUGCAAGUAAAGCUUUAAUUUAUUGUCAAGAAUGUGUGAAUAAAUCCAGAUUCAUAAAUUUACAGUGAUAAGUUAGUGUCUCUUGUAUAAAUAGACUAAAUAAAAAUGUUCUGUAAUAUUGUCUGAAACAAUUGUUAGUGUUUCCAUUUUUCAAAGAAAGGUUUAUAUUCAUUUCAAGUCAUAUUUAAUAUGUACCGAAUGAAGUUCAGAUUAGUCAUCAGAUUGAAUUAUUCAUUACAAAUUCUUUCAUCGUCUUGACAGUUAACAUACUUUACAUAACCAGCUGUAAAAACAAAUAAUUUAUAUUUAUACACUUAAACUGUGUCGAAGAUGUAGACUAAUUCUGAGAUAUAAAUACAUUUACGUAAUCAGUUCCCAAAUCAGUCCAUGUAGUUACAUGUAUUUUUUUAGGUAUUAUACUCUCUAACCAACUUCUGAUUUACUGUCAUUAAUAUUACAACUAUUAUUUAUAUUAUGCUACCGUUCAUUCAAAUACAAUAACGAUUCGUUCUUUGUAACGUAUAUUAUUCAACCGUUAUAAUUAAUAAUAAAAUCCUACAUAGAAUAUUAAUAAUUCGGUUCACACUUGACCUAUUUAAAUAAUUAUUUAUUUAUUUGAUUUAAAAAUGACUGUUUAUCCAUAGUGAAAUCAUUUUUUAUUGAUCAGAAGGAUGUAUAUUUAGUUGUUUAGUCAACAUUUUCUAUUUGCGGAAAAUUAUAUUAACAUUUAUAUGAAUAAAAUAAUUUCAUAAUAUCAGUUAACUUGUGAAAUAAUAAUGCAUUGUACAAGUUUAUUAGUAUUAAAUUUUCUAUUAAAGAUUAAUUUCUUUUAGGGAUUGUCAACUACACUUCAUUCAACUGUAGUUAUCUCAUUUAAGUAUUUCAAUGAUAUCUAUCCAUUGAAUUAAUUUCAAUUGUAAAUGUACGAUUUAAAGAGAUUGUAAUUCUCUGUGAAUAACAAUCUAUCGAAGCUCAGUUAGUGUUUUUUUAUCACAAUUUCUUCAGAUUAAUAAUGAUUGUAAAUUUCAGCCAUUAACCUAUAAUUGAAUGUUUAGUAAAACGAUAUACAGAAUAUUCUAAAUAAUUUUGAUAAUAACACCUCACUUGGUCAGUAUGAAGGUCAGAAAAGAAGAAGAGUAGUUGGAAAAUGUAAAUCAACAAGAUAGUAGUAAUAUUGUAGAAUAUACUAGAACAUAGUCAAUAAAUGACUGAGAGCAAAUGGUUAUUUGAAAGUGCUAAUAAGAUAUAGGAUUACCAAUAGAUCACAAGGAAUCUAUUACACCGAAUAAUUUGACAAAAUGACCAAUAACACAAAUAUUUAAUAUCCUCAGUUCGCAUGAAUUAGAAAAAUAAUUUAAGAAUAAGAAAAUCUUAUUUUUCUAUGUAUAACAAUUAAUCACUGGAGGUCAGCAUCAAGUCUCAACAAACAUAAUCAUGCAAAAAAUUUAUUUCUAUUAGACCAUAUGAUAUUAACUCCGCCAGUAGCUCUCCUAGAGUUACUCUCCGUCCCAAGCCCAGGUAAAGGAGGAGGGUUGGGCAUGAGUCAGCAACCCCAUCCCAUAGAAAAAAUCUAGCUAAAAAACGCUAACCAGAUUAGACCAUUUAAACUCUGCCCUCCGAGCUGAAGGAAGAAUUAUGACGGCUCAGAAUGAAAGCUGAAAUUCUUCGGAAGUCACGAAGCCGAUGCUCCUUCUAACAACCAAAGCAACAAUUUUUAUCGGUACAUGUAACGUCCGCACAAUGUAAGACGGACAGGACCAGUCAAACACCUACGGAAAUGAGGAGAUACAAAUUGGCGAUUCUUGUAACCAGCGAAACCUAUUGGACCCAAGCUGCACAGCAAAGGCUAGAUAAGGGAGAGAUGCUACUAUACUCCGGUCAGGAAGAGGAGUUGCUCUCCAAAGAACCACGACAUGAACUUACAGGAUGGGAAUCUCAUGGAUCUAAGAUCAUCAAAGCACCAUUCAAUACAAGGAAAGAUGGAAUUACAAUGAAUGUUAUCAGAUAUUAUGCACCCACCAAUAAUAGCAACGACGACGAUAAAGACCAGUUUUAUAGGAGGCUGCAACCGAUCACAGCGAAGUGCCUAAGAAAAGACCUGACCAUCCUGAUUGGAGACUGAACCGCCAAAGUUGGAAUGGACAAUAAUGGGGUAUGAAGAUAUCAUGGAAAGACAUUGACAGAGAGAAAGGAACAGGUAUGGGAAGAUAUUUGCGGGUCAAUCUGCAUUCAACAAAUUGGUUAUAGACGGCACAAUAUUCUCACACCAACGGAUGCACAAAGCUACAUGGAUUUCACACGACUAUUCUACUGAGAACCAGAUCGAUCAUGUUUACAUCGGUAAAAAAAAUUCGGGAAGACAAUGGAAGAUGUGAGAACCAGGAGAGGAACUUACAUACCUCCAGAUCACCACUAGCUGGUGGUUGCCAGGGUGAAACUGAAGCUAAAGAAGUACUGGACAACUGGGGAAACAGCAUUAUGAAGGUUCAAUGCAGUUAUCCUUCGAGAUACUGACAAACUCAACGAAUUCAUGAUAUCUCUCAACAACAAGUUCCAAGCCUUACAGGAUCUACUGAAGGAAGAAACUACUAUGGAGGAAAACUGGAAAGGUAUCAAAGAAACAUUAACUUUAACGUGCUAGGAGAUGCUGGGCCACAAGAAGCAACACCAUAAGGAAUGGAUCUCUAAGGAUACCGUGGACAAGAUUCAAGAAAGGAAGAACAAAAAGACAGCAAUUAAUAACAGACGAACAAGAACAGAGAAAGUAAAGGCACAAGCUGAAUACACAGAAGCAAAUAAGCAAGUGAAGAGCAUUAGAACUGACAAGCAGAAAUACGUGGAAGACUUAACAACGACAGCGAAAAAAGCUACAACAGAAGAAAAUAUGAGACAACUAUACGACAUAACGAAGAAACUACCAGGGAAAUAUAGUAAACCAGGGAAACCGGUAAAGGACAGAAAAUGAAAGACAAUCACUGAGGUUUAAGGCUAAUCCAAUGGAGUUCUUAUUAACAGAAAUGAGAAAAUUCAAGCUCCUUAAAUAACUUCGUACCAGCUGCACAAGCUAAUGGUUACCUAAGCUCAGUAGCUUACUAUAUAAGAUACCUGUAAUUGAAGCGACAAGCAAUUAACUAACUUAAAACAACUAUGGCUAGUUUCAUACGAUUGAAUCCUAAUCAUAAGAAACCAAUAAAGUUUUACGCAGAAUCACUUAAAUUUCUACAAAAUAAAACAAACAUCAGACUCAUUUGAAUUUAUACUAAAACAGUAAAGAUGGCAAAGACAAACUUCUUGUAAAAUCAUUGAUACAUGGGCUUAAAUUGUGUACUGUACUGAAGUAUAUAUUAAUACUUAUUCCGAGGGCUAGCAAUAACAAGGAGUGUGAACGGGCUAUUCACAUUUUUUGACCCAUUAACAAACUCGAGUGAUAAAAAAGUGAAAAUUUACCAAUAAUGAAAGCAACAAAUUUACUUAGCCUAAUGUCGAAUCAUGUAAAAGUUUAAAAAUUCAUGGGGUCGUUUUCGUUUCGAUUCUCCAAACCAAUUUCAAAGCUUUCUUAAGUUUUUUGCAUCCGAUACGAUCAAUAUGGAUGACAGAAUACAGUGAAAAGUUCAAAUAUAUUGUCAUUCAGGUGACUGAUAGCAGAACGCAAUAUCGUAUAACAAUUAUAUUUAAACAUAACAAACAGAUACUUCUUAAAGGUAGCUGCUUUCUAACGGAAAUGCUACUUAAAUAGUAUAAUCUUUGUGAACAGUAUUGGUUUGAGCAUAGUUUUUAAAUUAAAUUUAAAAGUGGAAUUCGGCUGUACUGAGCUUACCAUUUUGGAUAGAAUUUGCAAUUUCUCGAAAUAAAUAAACAAUUAUCUAGGAAAAUAUCCUGCAUCAAAUGAAAAGAACAAUGCUGAAAACGUCCGAAUAGUAUCUAAACUUUAUGGAAUGUAAUGAUCCUAUACUUUAAUUCUAAAGUAAUUUAUGGUUUCGUAUAUAACGAUCGGUUACUUCUCCUUGACUUUUAACCACUAGUAUAGUAAGCUCAGUGUCUAUGGAAGCUAAAUUUAAGUAAACGUAAUAACACGAAAUGCAAAGAAUAUUUUAGAAAAUAAUUGUUUAGUAUGAUUCCAUUUCAAAAAGCUUUACUGAAAGGUGUUAUUAUUAUUGUUAGUGUGAAACAGAACAAAAUUUGUACUAAGAUAUUCAAUUUUAAAUUAUAAUUUGUUAAGAUUUCAAUGAGAUGUCAGUUAGGGAAACAUUUAAAGCAAAAAUAGGUGUUACCCAUUUUGUCCUUAUUUAAAUCACUUCAACAACCUGCACCCAAAAUAUUACACAGCAUUAAACCCAAAAGUUCCAUUGGAAUCGAACAAAUAGGUGAAAAGUACUUAAACUCAUUUGCACUGUUACUAGAAGCUACCAAACUUGUAUGAUAAGAUCGAAUCCAAAAUAAUCUAUCGACUAUAGCUAAAUAUAAAAUUGUUAGUAAAACUUGAUUAGGUACAAAACAGAAGAUUAUCUCUCUUUGACCGUAAUUUUAGAUCACAAUAGCGAGCAUCUUUUUAAGUGAUAAUUACCGGGAGCUCUUCCAACUCAUCCGAGCCACUGGCAGCAAGAAGUCUGGUGUGAGCGAAACAAUCUACGGCUCUUUUUAAAGAUGGUGAUGACUUUUUGACUAAGGAAUUGACGACGUUGUUUACAAAGGUUUGGGAACUAGAGAGUGUAGCAACGUCAUGGAAUGAGUCGAUAGUUGUCACUAUCUUUAAAAAGGGUUCACGUCGUUCCUGUAACAACUAUCGGGGGAUAAGUCUACUUCCGAUUGCGUCCAAGCUAUUGGCUUCCGUCAUGCUUCGUAGGUUGUUCAAAACCUGAGAAGCAUUGACUCGCGAGGAGCAGGUUGGUUUUCGUUCUGGUCGAGGAUGUAUUGAUCAUAUCUUCACCCUUCGCAAAAUGUUAGAACACCGUCAUACUUAUCAAAGG
Messenger RNA from Schistosoma haematobium, 6739 nucleotides. RefSeq lists its product as uncharacterized. The record is from RefSeq and is a predicted model, not a curated record. NCBI's taxonomy places the organism in Eukaryota, Metazoa, Platyhelminthes, Trematoda, Strigeidida, Schistosomatidae. Bases 4417 to 4737 code for a protein of 106 amino acids. The transcript has a single exon.